Exophiala oligosperma is the source of this 2267-nucleotide messenger RNA. RefSeq lists its product as uncharacterized. The coding region runs from base 166 to 2097 and encodes 643 amino acids. NCBI's taxonomy places the organism in Eukaryota, Fungi, Ascomycota, Eurotiomycetes, Chaetothyriales, Herpotrichiellaceae. The record is from RefSeq and is a predicted model, not a curated record. The transcript is spliced from 3 exons.
GCCUAUAUUGAGACAUUCGUGGCUUUUCAAUUUUUACAGUACUUUCGGGUUCGUUCAUCUGGCACUACGACUAUCCCCGUGCCUUUUUUGUAGACACAAAAGCACCUCUUUUUCUGGCUUGAAAUCGUGUUCCCCAAAAAGCAGCAAUGUGAACAGAAAAGCAGUAUGACUUCUUUCGAAUCCGCCGUCGCAUCGGCCAUUGCGUUGGGGGCAUUAUCGGGUUGUUUUGUUCUGGUUCGGUUUGUGGCACGUAUUGCUUUCGUCAAGCACGUUGGACCCGAUGAUGGCCUCAUCGUACUUGCAUGGGGUGCUGCUGUAGCGCUGGCAGUUGUUGCUCAUCAACAGAGCAACGACAAUGUAUCUUCGAGAUCAUCAUCAUCAUCCUCGUCGUCGUCGGAAGCCGGAAGUGGCAUGACGACGCUGCUCAAGCAACUGUGGUCGUCGAAUCUGACCUACAACCUCGCCGUCUUACUCCUCAAAGACUCCCUUUUAUUGCAGUAUCUUCGAUUUUCAAAGGAUAUCGGGUACAGGCGAGCGUGCUGGGCGUUGGGCGCCAUCAUCACCAUCUACGGAGUCACGGCCUUCUUCGUCGGCAUUUUCUCCUGUCAGCCGAUCAACUUCAGCUGGAACAACAAAGUCUCGGGCGGCAGGUGUAUCAAUUUCCUGGCGUUUUGGCUCUUCAACGCAUCUUUCAACUCUGCCACAGACAUCAUCGUCUUCGUUUUACCUAUACCAGUGCUGCGGGCAUUGCAACUCCCCAGACAGCAACUAUGCAUCUUGUCUUGCAUCUUUGUCCUUGGGCUCUUUGUCUGUAUAGCAUCAAUCAUCCGUCUAACAGCAGUGUACUCGGCCAUCGUCACGCAGAAAAACGACCCAUCCAUAGCAGUCUGGUCGACAGUCGAAGUGAACGUUGGGAUCAUCUGUGCCUGUCUACCAUCGAUCCGCCACCUGUUGGCACAGGCUUCGCCUAGGAUCCUAGCCGCUUUCCGACCCCGUCUCAACUUUCCUCAGCACCAUCCACCACAAACUCCCACCACUGUUAGCAGUAGUUUCCCGCAGACUUCCGAAGAAAAGAAAACAGCCACAUUCGAACUAAAGGCGUGCACUUCGGACAGUGACGCCGCAUCAUCCCACCACAGUCCAACCACUUGGCGUCAAUCCGACGAGGAAGCCAUCACUCCACGAGAAACACCAUCAUCUCCGACAUCUGUAUAUGAAUCUACCCCUUCCUCGCCCUCCAUAUCAACCAUCAGAGCUGUCGACGAUCAGCCCGAAGAGGAAGAAAACGAACGAGAAGACAAUGACGACAAUACUAAACCCCUUCCUCUCCCACCACAACCUUUCAUUCCUGCCCCUGCCACUCGCCCUUCUGGCCCUCGUCCCAACACCUCCUCCUCCCGCCCACAAAAGCCACAACAUUCUCGCACCCACUCUCGUUGGCGCUCACGGUCCCGCUCCCGAUCUCGCACACGUUUUGACCUGGCCAUAAUUCCCGAAGCCGACUCUAAGCGGUCGAGCAUAGUCCAAUUCCCAGACUCUAGCCUCACACGUAAUACUACUGCAACUAGUAGUAGUCCAAAGUCACCUCUCCGACCUCAAGGUUCACGACCACAGCCAUCCGCCCAGACAGUUCCUCCUGUAUCCACCAUCACGACUCCCAACACCACCACGCCGUACCACCGCAUUGCACCCUGGACUCAGCAACAACACCUGUCGGUGGCGGCGUGGUCUCCUUCAUCCCCGCCGUCGUCGCCGGAGAGGACUUCGACCUACAGCUACGAGAUCCUCGGCGGACCUCGAGCGCAAGCCCGCAACAAUACCGACGACGCAAAGUCACCUUCGUCGCCCUCGCCCCCCUCAUCUCCCAACAAAGGGACCGCCACGACGGCCGGAGGCGGUGGUUCCAGACCGAAAUUGUUCGGCCCCUCAUCCUCCGCCAUCACCCCGUCCAAAUCCAUGCGGGAACGUGCCGCGAGGGAAAAGGAACGAAACCGGCGGAAAGAGAGGGAACGAGAACGAGAGGAAGAACGUUUACAAGAGCGGUCGAGGCAGAAACGGGACGGUGAAAGACCCCGGGGCCCCAGAGAGAUGACAUGAUCACGAUAUGACACUUUCGACGUAGAAUUCCUCCUUCUGUUUCUUUCUUUUUUGGGCCCAAUACAUUGGACCUAAUACAUACCCAGGUAUCCAGCCGAUACGGUGUAUAUAUACAUUUAUGUUUAAUCUAGGGUGAUGAUGUCUAGGCAUUAAUAUAUAACUGCGUGUGC